GCCAUCCGGGCCUCCAUGUGGUUUUGACAUAACCUGGAGCGAUCUCACCUAAAUGCUCCAUCUACAUGAAGCAGGAAGGCAGCAGCAGCCACUGCCUGGAUGUUGUCAUUGUUCAGAGGGAGCUCGGCCCGGUACAUGAACCCCAGCAGAAGCUCCAGACUCUGUGCAGGAGUGUCUCUGAGAGGUGAUGGUUUCCAGUCUGAGUAGGCUAUAGCCAUAAAACCCUUUCGUCUAAAAACAACAAAGGAACAAUACUUAGUCAAUCAGUUGCAGGCUCUAAAUAGGCCCCUAACUAACUCCCACUGCCCAGAGCCUGCUGCUUCAUUCUGUGCUCAUCUCACGUACGGAGAAGUCACAACCAUGGAGGAAAGAGACCAUCCAAUGGACAAGUAUGUGGUACAGCGAGAGGUGCUCAGUGAGGUACGCCUGGAGGAAGUGGCCCAAAGAGACACAAAUACACAAGGACCAAGUGUGGGAGAGAGGUUCAAGGAAUUCUCAAGGUGUUCAUUGCCCAGGCUGAAGGAGACUGUGCAGAAGUGGGUGCCUGUUCUGGACUGGCUUCCCAAGUAUCCCAUCAGAGAAAAUAUCCUCGGAGAUGUGGUCUCCGGCUGCAGCGUGGCCAUCAUGCACCUCCCUCAAGGUAUGGCAUAUGCGCUUUUGGCCUCCUUACGCCCUGUGUUUGGUCUGUAUACCUCCUUAUACCCGGUACUGGUUUACUUCAUUUUUGGAACUUCUAGACAUAUAUCAGUUGGUACAUUUGCUGUGAUCAGUAUCAUGAUUGGAAGUGUGACAGAGAGACUAGGCCCAGACUCAAACUUCCAUGUAAACAAUGGCACCAACGCUACAGGAGAUGUGGACAUAGAUGCCAGAGAUGCAUACAGGGUGAAGAUAGCGUGCUCACUCACACUUUUGGUUGGGAUUUUCCAGAUUCUGCUGGGUGUGGUCAAAUUUGGCUUCGUGGUCAAUUAUCUGUCAGAGCCACUGGUCCGGGGCUACACUACAGCGUCUGCAUGUCAUGUCUUUGUGUCCCAACUUAAAUACAUUUUUGGAGUCAAACCAUCUCGUUACAAUGGACCACUUUCUCUUAUUUAUACUGUUGUGGACAUCUGCAGCCGCCUGCCUCAAACAAAGAUUCCUGAGCUAGUGGUCAGUCUUGUGGCUCUUGCGGUUCUCAUUGUGGUCAAAGAAGUCAAUGGUUGUUACUCAAAGAAGCUACCUUUUCCCAUCCCGAUUGAACUCAUAGUGGUCAUAGUAGCAACAAUCAUUACUCAUUUCUGUGGACUGACCACGUUGUAUUACAUCGAUGUGGUUGGGGAGAUUCCCAGUGGACUCAAGGCCCCUCAAGCCCCAGAUAUCAGUUUGUUCUCACAAGUGAUUGGUGAUGCUUUUGCUGUGGCUAUUGUGGGCUAUGCCAUAAACAUUUCCCUGAGCAAGACAUUUGCUCUAAAACAUGGAUACAAGGUGGACAGCAAUCAGGAGUUGGUGGCCCUUGGUCUAUGUAACUCCAUCGGGGCCUGUUUUCAGUGUUACAGCGUCACAUCGUCUUUAAGUCGCAGUCUGGUUCAGGAGAGCACUGGGGGAAAGACACAAGUAGCUGGACUUAUUUCUUCCAUUUUUGUUCUAAUAAUUGUUCUGAAAAUAGGAGCACUCUUUGAAGAUCUCCCAAAGGCUGUCUUAUCAACAAUAGUAUUUGUGAACCUCAAAGGCAUGUUUAAGCAGUUCACUGAUGUACCUCAACUUUGGAGAACCAACCGAGUGGAUCUGCUUGUAUGGGUGAUUACAUUUGUGAGCACCAUCCUGCUGAACUUGGACAUGGGCCUUGCUGUGUCCAUUGGGUUUUCCAUUCUUACUGUGAUCUUCAGGACACAACUGCCUCGCUAUUCCAUUUUGGGUCAAGUGCCAGGAACCGACUUGUAUCUGGAAACAGAGACCUACAAACAGGCCAAGGAAAUCCCCGGAAUCAAAAUCUUCCGCUCGUCCACCACCAUCUACUACACGAAUGCUGAGAUGUAUUUGGAUGCUCUCCAGGAGAAGAGUGGAAUUGAAAUCGGAAAACUGCUCACAGCAAAAAAGAAAGAAGAAGCCAGCAUGAAGCGUCAACAAGAAAAAGAGAAAAGGAAAGCAAAAAAACUUGCAAAGAAACAAAAAAGAACAAACUACCAGUCGACUGGUAGCUUCACUUUGACAGAGUCCCAGAGGAAGGAGCCCACAGGCCUGAAUGGACACAGACAUGGAAAUGGGGCUCCGUCACAUAUGACGGAAACAAAUGGCCAAGUAAACUGGGCCUAUCAACACGAUGCGGCCACAUUAGAAACAGACUCUGAGUCAGACACUUAUUGUCAAAUUGAAGAUGAAGUAAAGGGCAAUAAAAAGCAGAAAACUCACAGCAUAAUCCUGGAUCUAUCCACUACCAGCUUUGUGGACACAGUGACCAUCAAAACCCUGAAAAAUAUUUUCAGAGACUUUGGGGAGAUUGAUAUGGCCAUCUAUCUCACAGGCUGUCAAGCUUGUGUUAUUGAAGAGUUUGAAAAAGCAAAUUUCUUCUCAAACUCCAUCCCCAAAAGCCAAGUGUUUGUAACGGUCCAUGAUGCUGUGCUUCAUAUUCAGAGGACCAGGAACCUGCUGGAAAAGGAAAUCGCCUGCAUCACUCAAAUGUAACCAGCAGGAGGCAGACUCUUCCUUAGUGAAUAGACAUUUUUAUUCACCAUUGGACUGAGUGCUGCUGUGAGUCUCCUCCUCCUCCUUCUUUGUGGAGGUAGAUAUGCACCACCUCCACAACAUGGCCGCUGGUUGCCCUUGGAAACAGGGCUUUUUAUGAUAUUGUAUAAUGAGAUCGAGCCUGCAUCACGUCACCACUGCAGCUCUCUUCUGCGAAAGAAGAGACAGCAAAGAAGGCUGAGUAGGAGAGAACUCUCUGGAGUAAUAGGCAACUGUAUAAAUAUAGACCAAUUGACGUUGAAACACAAUGAAAAAAAACGUCACGGUUUAGGUCUUUAAAACACAAUAAAUAGUACUAUUGUAGUUUUUGCACAGAGGGAAAUGUUUCAAUGAUGACAUGUUAUUAUAUAAUUAUUACACACAAUAAUGGGUAAAACUGGCCAUUAUUAAGUUCGUAUUAAUUGUUGGUGUGGUGAUGGUAAAUCCAAGAACACAAAUAUUUUUUCCCCUCCAAAUAUUCAGUUUUUAUAUAUAUUUUUACUGAUGCUAUUUUUAUGUACACUAAAUCACACAAGGUUCAAGUUCACUUGUGACCAUUAUGAUAAACCAAAAUUUACUAGCUUGUUUGAAUUUACAAAUUAAGACAUGUUUCACUCUGUGUACUUCAGUUACUUUUUAAAAUCUAAUAUAAAACCAGAAACACAAUAGUUUAUAGAGUCAGCACUGCUUCUCUUUGUGUCUUAUGCUGUUUCGUACAGAUAAUAUGGGGUUUCCCUAUUCAAGUAUGUGACCUUUUGAAGCUGCCUCGUUUCUCUUCAGUCUAGUUUCACAUCUCUUUCACUCUCUCAAAAUGACAUGACGUACCAUUUGCUAUGUAAUUACAGAGAUGCUAAAAUGUAUUAUUUACCAUAUUUGUAAAUACUGUUGAUAUUUUAAAGAGAGAUUUUUUUUUUUAGCUCAAAAUAGCUACACAGCUAAAUGUUUGCAGUUUCUGUCAGGGCUUCCUGCCUGUGGUUCUGUGAAUGAAAGGAGGAAAUCCUCUUGAACUGCAAAUGACCUGUUAAAAGUUCACCCCAGGUUUCUAUGCCUCACCAUAUGUUAUUUCUAUGUUUUUAAAGCUUUAACUUUUAUAUAAUAAAAUUGGUUGUAUGUUGGUAAGUGUUUUAAAUAAAA
Boleophthalmus pectinirostris (great blue-spotted mudskipper) is the source of this 3831-nucleotide messenger RNA. Its product is annotated as solute carrier family 26 member 6-like. The record is from RefSeq and is a predicted model, not a curated record. The transcript has 21 exons. Gene Ontology annotation, cellular component: membrane. Gene Ontology annotation, biological process: transmembrane transport. Gene Ontology annotation, molecular function: chloride transmembrane transporter activity; bicarbonate transmembrane transporter activity; secondary active sulfate transmembrane transporter activity. The coding region runs from base 361 to 2658 and encodes 765 amino acids. Lineage: Eukaryota; Metazoa; Chordata; Actinopteri; Gobiiformes; Gobiidae.